ACAUGUAUGCCCUGACUGGACGUCAAAGCCUGGAACUUUUUUUUGCGAUUAUCCUUCUCUGUUGGGCAGACUGCAGCCCCUCUCUUCAAGAUGAUUUGGCUCCCCUUGAAGUAAAGUUCCAUUCUUUGGACUUCAGAAAUGUCUUACACUGGAAACAUCCACAAAAAGCUGUCAAGAACCAGACAUAUUUUGUUCAGUAUAAAAUAUAUGGAGACAAAGAGUGGACUAAUUCUGAGCACUGUCAGGGCAUCCGCUUGCUGGAGUGUGACUUGAGCCAGGCGACGUCAGAUCCCAGAGAAUGGUACUAUGCCAGGGUCCGUUCUUUCUCCUCUGAGGGCUUCUCAUCAUGGGUCCUGAGCCACAGGUUUUACCCUCAGUGGGAAUCCAGUUUCAGCCCACCGCAGAUAAAGGUGACCGUGACAGGACGGAUCAUUUCAGUUCAGAUCAGACCUCCGAGGACACCCCUGCGAGGACAGAAAGGCUCUAGGAUACGAGUAACAAAACUGCAGAAACUGACAUUUAGAAUAUACCUUAUGCACAAUGAUGUUGAAGAGGAAGUUUAUGAAACAGACAGUUGCUCCAAGGAGCUUGUGAUCGAGGGGCUACGUCCCAAAACCACCUACUGCCUUCAGGCUAUGUCCGUUACUCCUCGCUCAGGCCACAAAAGCUUGCGGAGUCCCAGCACCUGCAUCAGCACUCACUGAGGGCUUAGUGUCUCCCACAGGGUGUGGCUGCUUCUGGAUCUUUGUUCAACAUGAAAAUUACACACUUCAUAGUGGAAUGUCUGCAAUUUUUCACCAAGGUCAUGUUUACUGUAAAACCGACUAUAAGCCUGGCUUUGCUUUGAGAUUACAUUAAAGCUGAAGUGUGUAAUUUCUGCACUGCUAGCACCAUCAGCAAUAACAAUGACUGUUUACAUACAGGUUUCCUGAACCCUCUUAUCUUUCAUUGGAUGGACAAAGAGAUAGUGCUACCCUUUAAUCACACCACUGGUUUGAGCCAACAGCAGUGGAAAGUGUUUUUGUGUGUGUGUGUGUGUUUCUCAGGAAAAUCAACUAAUGGCUUACUUGAAGAUAUUUAGUAUUAAGUUAGGUUUUUUCAAUUAAAAUGCAUGCACACUUCAGCUUUAAGGCUAAUGAAUGAUGGAAAUAAAAACAUGAACUAAUAGUCGCCUUUAGGGCUGAGAACUGAACACAAAACAGAAGUAGUUGAAUAUUAUGAUACACAGUGUUGAAACGCAACAAAUGAAUUGCUUAACUAAAUAAAUUAUAAAAGAAAUGCUUAAA
Molecule: messenger RNA, 1286 nt
Organism: Cyprinus carpio (common carp)
Lineage: Eukaryota; Metazoa; Chordata; Actinopteri; Cypriniformes; Cyprinidae
Product: interleukin-22 receptor subunit alpha-2-like
Molecular function (GO): protein binding
Source: RefSeq, a predicted model, not a curated record